AUGUCGUCGGCGCAGGUGUCGUCGUCGCGGCGCCAGUCGUGCUACCUGUGCGACCUGCCGCGCAUGCCGUGGGCCAUGAUCUGGGACUUCAGCGAGCCCGUGUGCCGCGGCUGCGUCAACUACGAGGGCGCCGACCGCAUCGAGUUCGUCAUCGAGACGGCCCGCCAGCUCAAGCGGGCCCACGGCUGCUUCCCCGACGGCCGCUCGCCCGGACCGCCGCCGCCCGUCGGCGUCAAAGCCGUGGCGCUCUCGGCCAAGGAGGCGGCGGCGGCGGCGGCGGCCCAGCAGCAGCAGCAGCAGCAGCAGCAGCAGCAGCUCAACCAUGUGGACGCCGCCUCGUCGAAGGCGCCGUCGGGCCUGGAGCGCUACGGCCUGAGCGAGCCCCGCGGCCGCUUCGAGUACCCCCCGCCCCCGCCCCCGCCGGGCAGCCACGCCGGACGCCUGCCCAACGGCCUGGGCGGCCCCAACGGCUUCCCCAAGGUCCCCGACGACGGGCCGCCCGAGCUGAACCGCCAGAGCCCCAACUCCUCGUCGUCGUCCUCCUCCCGUCGGGGGGCCCACGGCGGCCUGGUGAGCGGCCUCCCCCCGGGCGGCGGGCCGGGACUCAACGUGCCGCCCAACCUGCUGCCCCAAACGCUGCUGAACGGGCCGGGCGGCGGGGCGCUGGCUCCCCCGCGGGGGCCGCCGGCCUCCUCGUCGUCGUCCUCUUCCUCGUCGUCGUCGUCCUCCUCCUCGACGGCGUCGUCGGGCGAGGCGUGCGGCAAGCGGCCGGGCUCGGUGUCGAGCAGCAGCGGCGGCGGCGGCGGCGAGGCGGAGCGGGAGCUGAAGGAGAAGCAGCGCAACGGCGAGGCGCUGGCCGAGCUGGCCGAGAGCCUGCGCAACCGGGCCGAGGAGUGGGCCAGCAAGCCCAAGCUGGUGCGCGACACGCUGCUGGCGCUGGCCGGCUGCACGCCCUACGAGGUGCGCUUCAAGAAGGACCACGCGCUGCUGGGCCGCGUGUUCGCCUUCGACGCCGUGGCCAAGCCCGGGCUGGACUACGAGCUGAAGCUGUUCGUCGAGUACCCCAGCGGCUCGGGCACCGUCUUCUCCAGCGCCUCGGGCGUGGCCAAGCAGAUGUACCAGGACUGCAUGAAGGACUUCGGCCGCGGCCUCUCGUCGGGCUUCAAGUACCUCGAGUACGAGAAGAAGCACGGCUCCGGGGACUGGCGCCUGCUGGGCGACCUGCUGCCCGAGUCGGUGCGCUUCUUCAAGGAGCUGGUGGGCGCCGACAUGCUGCCCCAGCCCUACCUCGACGCCUCCUGCCCGCUCCUGCCCACCGCCCUGGUCAGCCUGCCGCGGGCCUCCUCCGCCGGCGGGGGGGCGAGCGGGCCGGGGGGCGGCCGGGGGGCGGGGGGCGGCGGCGGCCUGCGCAAGAGGAAGGCCUCCCCGGAGCCGUCGGACUCGGCGUCGGAGGGCGGCCUGAAGCUGAGCGACGAGCAGCAGCGGCAGCAGUGGCUGGCCAGCCAGAGCGAGGCCCUCAAGCUCACCAUGUCGGCCGGCGGCUUCGCCGGGGUGCCCCCGCCGCCCCUCGGGCCCCACCCCAACCGGACCACCCCGCCCGAGUCGGCCCCCCAGAACGGGCAGUCGCCCAUGGCCGCCCUCAUGUCGGUGGCCGACACCCUGGGCAAUGCCCACUCGCCCAAGGACGGCAGCUCGGUCCACUCCACCACGUCCACGCGGCGGAACAGCAGCAGCCCCGUCUCGCCGGCCUCCGUGCCCGGCCAGCGCCGCCUGGCCUCCCGCAACGGGGAGCUCGGCCUGCAGGUGGCCCCCCCGCCCCCGCCGCCCCCCAGCGCCCACCCCGGCAUGGACCAAGUGCACCCCCAGAACAUUCCGGACUCGCCCAUGGCCAACAGCGGGCCCCUGUGCUGCACCAUCUGCCACGAACGCUUGGAGGACACCCACUUCGUGCAGUGCCCGUCCGUGCCCAGCCACAAGUUCUGCUUCCCUUGUUCCCGGGAGAGCAUCAAGGCCCAGGGGGCCACGGGCGAGGUCUACUGCCCCAGCGGCGAGAAAUGCCCCUUAGUCGGUUCCAACGUGCCUUGGGCAUUCAUGCAGGGCGAGAUCGCGACCAUUUUAGCCGGCGACGUGAAAGUGAAAAAGGAGAGAGACCCUUGAA
This is a messenger RNA of Euleptes europaea (tarantolino), 2158 nucleotides long. It is a transcript of the gene IRF2BPL, whose product is annotated as interferon regulatory factor 2 binding protein like. Gene Ontology annotation, biological process: regulation of transcription by RNA polymerase II. Gene Ontology annotation, cellular component: nucleus. The record is from RefSeq and is a predicted model, not a curated record. The transcript has a single exon. Gene Ontology annotation, molecular function: transcription corepressor activity. The coding region runs from base 1 to 2157 and encodes 718 amino acids. Lineage: Eukaryota; Metazoa; Chordata; Lepidosauria; Squamata; Sphaerodactylidae.